Lodderomyces oxycetoniae is the source of this 1449-nucleotide messenger RNA. RefSeq names its product arginyltransferase. Gene Ontology annotation, biological process: protein arginylation. The transcript has a single exon. The coding region runs from base 1 to 1449 and encodes 482 amino acids. Gene Ontology annotation, molecular function: arginyl-tRNA--protein transferase activity. NCBI's taxonomy places the organism in Eukaryota, Fungi, Ascomycota, Pichiomycetes, Serinales, Debaryomycetaceae. The record is from RefSeq and is a predicted model, not a curated record. Gene Ontology annotation, cellular component: cytoplasm.
AUGAAGGUAACGCCACCGAGCUAUAUUCCAGAUGGACAUUGUGGGUAUUGUAAGGAUUCUAAGCUAGACCAUUAUGCUUUGGAAAGUGAAAGUCGAAGAAGGGCUGGUUUUGGUGGUUUGGUGAAAGAAUCCAUGACGAUAGGGAUGUCGAUUUGGGAAAUGACGUGUCAAGAGUAUGACGAGCUUAUAAAUAAAGGUUUUAGACGAUCGGGGACUUUUCUAUAUAAGAAUGAUCUACUUAGAUCGUGUUGUCGGCUAUAUACGAUUCGAACCAACUUCUUGCACUUUCAAAUUUCCAAGAAACAACGGAAAAUUGUCAAUAAGUUCAUUAAUGCUAUAUGUCCGCUAGCUAGUGAAUUAUCACCAUUGGCCAAGAAUACUUUUGAUUUGGGUAGGUUAAUCGAGGCAAUUUUGAAAUCUAAGGACUUUUAUACAAAGUUUGAGCCGUCGAGCUUUUCUAGGGAGAAGUUUGAAUUAUAUAAAAGAUACCAAGUCCGAGUACAUAAUGAUGAUCCCGAUGAUGUUGACGAGGAAUCAUUUAUUAGGUUUCUUUGUAAUACACCCUUUUCAGGGAAUGAAGUGCAAGGAAAACCUCAAGAUUGGGAAAAUUUGAAAAUUGAAAAUUGGCCCAAAAAUAAAUCAGCUGGUACAGAUUAUUGCCGACAAAGUAAACGAAUUGGACCAACUCACGAGUGCUACUAUUUGCAUGGCAAGUUAAUAGCCAUAUCGGUUCUCGACUUUUUACCGAGUGGUAUUUCUUCAAUAUACUUUAUAUGGGAUCCUGAUUAUGCGUAUUUAUCAUUGGGUACAAUACUGGGAAUCAAGGAAAUUCAAAUGUGCAAUGAAUUAGAAUAUGAUUGGUAUUACCUUGGGUACUAUGUUGAGGAUUGUCCCAAGAUGAAGUAUAAAGAUCAAUUUGGUGGCGAAAUCUUGGAUUUGUGUACAGAGACGUAUUAUCCUCUAGCAGAGGUUAGGAAAUUUAUUCAAAAUGGCAGGUUAUUUGUGAUUGGUGAGGCUGACAGGGGUAACAAAGGAGGAGGAGAAGGAGAGAAAGGAGGAGGAGAAUUCUUUAUGCCGGAUAAUCAGUACCCAAAUGAGGGACAUGUAAAAGAUGGGUUUACUAAUGUUGCCGAGAAAUUGUAUGGGUCUUGUGAUGUUGAAAUAAUUGCGAAUAAAGCAGGAAAUGAAUUAGCCAACAAAUACUCCGUUUCAAGAACAAAUCAGUAUAAUCUACCGAAUGUAAUUCCUGGAGUUUUCCCAUUGCCUCAGAUACUUUAUUGGUUUCAAAGUGGAGCUCUUGAUAGUGACUUUGAAACAAGAUUACUUAUUGGAGGUAGAUCUAAAAAAGUUAAGUUUUCUCAGUUAUCUGAUGAAGGAAAAGGAUUAAUCAUCGAUUGUAUAAGAUUAUUCGGUAUUGAGAGGAUGAAACAAGUAGUUCUCGUUUUUUAA